GGAUUAUUUAGUUGCUUCUCAGGAGUGCUGAGUUCUUCAAGGGCUAUUCUUUCAGUGACCGGUUGGGAAGCAAUGUCCCAUGUCUAAAGCCCACACGCAGGCAUAUGAUUAUAACAGCAACUAUGAAGAUUUUGGUGGCCGUAAAGCGAGUUAUCGAUUACGCCGUGAAGAUCAGAGUCAAACCUGAUAAGAGCGGAGUGGAGACCCAGAAUGUUAAGAUGUCAAUGAAUCCAUUUUGCGAGAUAGCUUUGGAAGAGGCGCUUCGAAUCAAGGAGGCGCGAUUGGCAUCUGAGGUUGUCGCAGUGAGCAUGGGCUCCGCGCAGUGCGUUGAUACGCUGCGGACGGGUCUAGCCAUGGGAGCGGAUAGAGGGAUUCAUGUGGAAUCUACUAGUGCUUUGUAUCCGCUUACUGUGGCUAAGCUUUUGAAGGCUCUUGUGGAGGUCGAGAAACCCGGGCUGAUUAUUAUGGGAAAGCAGGCCAUUGAUGAUGAUUGCAAUCAAACAGGGCAAAUGGUUGCGGGGUUGCUUGGUUGGCCUCAAGGGACAUUUGCUUCAAAGGUUUUACUUGACAAGGAGAAACAAGUAGCAACAGUAGAAAGAGAAGUGGAUGGCGGUCUUGAGACUUUGUGUUUAGACUUGCCUGCAGUAAUCACCACUGAUCUGAGACUGAAUCAACCAAGGUAUGCAACGCUGCCAAACAUCAUGAAAGCAAAAUCGAAGGUCAUCAAAAAAUACACGCCGGAGGAGUUAAAAGUGGAAAUUAAAUCCGAUCUAGAGAUCGUUGAAGUUACAGAUCCACCCAAGAGAAAAGCUGGGGUUAUUGUUUCUUCUGUGGAUGAAUUGAUUGACAAGCUUAGAAAUGAAGCUCGUGUCAUUUGAUUGUUCAAUAAUAUGGCUAAUUUAUCGAUGAAAUCCUCUCUGCUAAUUAUUUGAGGGUUAUGAACAGUGGAUAGCUAAGCUCCGAAUGCUAACUUCACAAAUUGAAUAAAUUCAAAUCAGUUGAAUGAAUUAUGUAUGUUCGCAAA
Messenger RNA from Jatropha curcas, 1024 nucleotides. Its product is annotated as electron transfer flavoprotein subunit beta, mitochondrial. Gene Ontology annotation, biological process: fatty acid beta-oxidation using acyl-CoA dehydrogenase; amino acid catabolic process. The record is from RefSeq and is a predicted model, not a curated record. Lineage: Eukaryota; Viridiplantae; Streptophyta; Magnoliopsida; Malpighiales; Euphorbiaceae. Gene Ontology annotation, molecular function: electron transfer activity. Gene Ontology annotation, cellular component: mitochondrion.